GAACUCCUGGACUCAGGCGGUCCUCCAGCCUUGGCCUCCCAAAGUACUGGGAUUACAGGCGUGAGUCACCACCCCUGGGCCCCUUCCUUGGUUUUAAAAAGAGACCCAGGAAGCUCAAAUUCUUCCUGAAUUGCCCUGAAAAGAGGUGGUCGGUCCUGCAGCCAGCUGACCCAAAUGUUCCUGCAGCAGCCUUGUCCCCAAGGAGUUGGAAAAGGGACCUCUGAGGUCCAGUAGUGGCUGCCAUCAAGCUCUGACCCCUCCCUUCAGGCUCAGGGCCCCAAACAGCCAGCUCCCCGCCCCCCUCCACACCCAGCUUCCCUCCCCCAUGGCCUCGGCCCCUCCCGCCAAAGGAAGUGAGAAGGGGCUGUUGUAAGAGGAACUAAAGCCAGGAGUCCGGUGAAGGGGUAGAAGCAGGGCCAUGCCCAAGCCACCCCCAAGAGCCCCCUGAACCUGCACCUCCAUCACGACCCAUUCAGGUGCCUCCAGGAGCCCAGACACCAGCCCCCACCAUGGGCAGCAAGGAGCGCUUCCACUGGCAGAGCCACAAUGUGAAGCAGAGCGGCGUGGAUGACAUGGUGCUCCUUCCCCAGAUCACCGAAGACGCCAUUGCCGCCAACCUGCGGAAGCGCUUCAUGGACGACUACAUCUUCACCUACAUCGGCUCUGUGCUUAUCUCCGUAAACCCCUUCAAGCAGAUGCCCUACUUCACCGACCGUGAGAUCGACCUCUACCAGGGCGCGGCCCAGUAUGAGAAUCCCCCGCACAUCUACGCCCUCACGGACAACAUGUACCGAAACAUGCUUAUCGACUGUGAGAACCAAUGUGUCAUCAUUAGUGGAGAGAGUGGAGCUGGGAAGACAGUGGCAGCUAAAUACAUCAUGGGCUACAUCUCCAAGGUGUCUGGCGGAGGCAACAAGGUCCAGCAUGUCAAAGAUAUCAUCCUGCAGUCCAACCCGCUGCUCGAGGCUUUCGGCAACGCCAAGACUGUGCGCAACAAUAAUUCCAGCCGCUUUGGCAAGUACUUUGAGAUCCAGUUCAGCCGAGGUGGGGAGCCGGAUGGGGGCAAGAUCUCCAACUUCUUGCUGGAGAAGUCCCGCGUGGUCAUGCAGAAUGAAAAUGAGAGGAACUUCCACAUCUACUACCAGCUGCUGGAAGGGGCCUCCCAGGAGCAAAGGCAGAACCUGGGCCUCAUGACACCAGACUACUAUUACUACCUCAACCAAUCGGACACCUACCAGGUGGACGGCACCGACGACAGAAGUGACUUUGGUGAGACUCUGAGCGCCAUGCAGGUCAUUGGGAUUCCACCCAGCAUCCAGCAGCUGGUCCUGCAGCUGGUGGCAGGGAUCUUGCACCUAGGGAACAUAAGUUUCUGUGAAGACGGGAAUUACGCCCGAGUGGAGAGUGUGGACCGUGAGUGUGGGUGUCAGGGAGGGCGGGAUGGAGGCCUGUGGGUGUGUGAACUGCGUCCUCCCAGCUCUGCCCCCAGGAAGCUGAGAGCCCACGGGGACAACGUCAGUGUCACUGGCAAGAUGGGGAUAAUAGGAGGCCCAUGCAGGAGGCACAAGAGCCCAACCAACUGUCCCGUUUUUGCCUUGACCUUUGCCCCGGUAGUCCUGGCCUUUCCCGCCUACCUGCUGGGCAUUGACAGUGGGCGACUGCAGGAGAAGCUGACCAGCCGCAAGAUGGACAGCCGCUGGGGCGGGCGCAGUGAGUCCAUCGAUGUGACCCUCAACGUGGAGCAGGCAGCCUACACCCGCGACGCCCUGGCCAAGGGGCUCUAUGCCCGCCUCUUCGACUUCCUCGUGGAGGCCAUCAACCGUGCUAUGCAAAAACCCCAGGAAGAGUACAGCAUCGGUGUGCUGGACAUUUAUGGCUUCGAGAUCUUCCAGAAAAAUGGCUUCGAGCAGUUUUGCAUCAACUUCGUCAACGAGAAGCUGCAGCAAAUCUUUAUCGAACUCACCCUGAAGGCCGAGCAGGAGGAGUACGUACAGGAAGGCAUCCGCUGGACUCCAAUCCAGUACUUCAACAACAAGGUCGUCUGUGACCUCAUCGAAAACAAGCUGAGCCCCCCAGGCAUCAUGAGCGUCUUGGACGACGUGUGUGCCACCAUGCACGCCACGGGCGGGGGAGCAGACCAGACACUGCUGCAGAAGUUGCAGGCGGCCGUGGGCACCCACGAGCAUUUCAACAGCUGGAGCGCCGGCUUCGUCAUCCACCACUACGCUGGCAAGGUCUCCUACGACGUCAGCGGCUUCUGCGAGAGGAACCGAGACGUUCUCUUCUCUGACCUCAUAGAGCUGAUGCAGACCAGUGAGCAGGCCUUCCUCCGGAUGCUCUUCCCCGAGAAGCUGGAUGGAGACAAGAAGGGGCGCCCCAGCACUGCCGGCUCCAAGAUCAAGAAACAAGCCAAUGACCUGGUGGCCACGCUGAUGAGGUGCACACCCCACUACAUCCGCUGCAUCAAACCCAACGAGACCAAGAGGCCCCGAGACUGGGAGGAGAACAGGGUCAAGCACCAGGUAGAAUACCUGGGCCUGAAGGAGAACAUCAGGGUGCGCAGAGCCGGCUUCGCCUACCGCCGCCAGUUCGCCAAGUUCCUGCAGAGGUAUGCCAUUCUGACCCCUGAGACGUGGCCGCGGUGGCGUGGGGACGAACGCCAGGGCGUCCAGCAUCUGCUUCGGGCGGUCAACAUGGAGCCCGACCAGUACCAGAUGGGGAGCACUAAGGUCUUUGUCAAGAACCCAGAGUCGCUUUUCCUCCUGGAGGAGGUGCGAGAGCGAAAGUUCGACGGCUUUGCCCGAACCAUCCAGAAGGCCUGGCGGCGCCACGUGGCUGUCCGGAAGUAUGAGGAGAUGCGGGAGGAAGGUGAGAGGCUUUGGGUACACAGCGCAGAGUGGGGGCGCAAGGACCUGGAGGAGCCGCGUCAGGAGCUCUGCCCUCCACCCUCUAUCUCCGCAGCUUCCAACAUCCUGCUGAACAAGAAGGAGCGGAGGCGCAACAGCAUCAACCGGAACUUCGUCGGGGACUACCUGGGGCUGGAGGAGCGGCCCGAGCUGCGUCAGUUCCUGGGCAAGAGGGAGCGGGUGGACUUCGCCGACUCAGUCACCAAGUACGACCGCCGCUUCAAGCCCAUCAAGCGGGACUUGAUCCUGACGCCCAAGUGUGUGUAUGUGAUUGGGCGAGAGAAGGUGAAGAAGGGACCCGAGAAAGGCCAAGUGCGUGAAGUCUUGAAGAAGAAGCUGGACAUCCAGGCUCUGCGGGGAGUCUCCCUCAGCACGCGACAGGACGACUUCUUCAUCCUCCAAGAGGACGCCGUCGACAGCUUCCUGGAGAGCGUCUUCAAGACCGAGUUCGUCAGCCUUCUGUGCAAGCGCUUCGAGGAGGCAACUCGGAGGCCCCUGCCCCUCACCUUCAGCGACACACUACAGUUCCGGGUGAAGAAGGAGGGCUGGGGCGGUGGCGGCACCCGCAGCGUCACCUUCUCCCGCGGGUCCGGCGACUUGGCGGUGCUCAAGGUUGGCGGUCGGACCCUCACCGUCAGCGUUGGCGAUGGGCUGCCCAAGAGCUCCAAGCCUACGCGGAAGGGAAUGGCCAAGGGAAGACCUCGAAGGUCGUCCCAGGCCCCUACCCGGGCGGCCCCUACCCGGGCGGCCCCUGGGCCCCCGAGAGGCAUGGAUCGCAAUGGGGUGCCCCCCUCUGCCAGAGGGGGCCCCCUGCCCCUGGAGAUCAUGUCUGGAGGGAGCUCCCACCGGCCUCCCCGGGGCCCUCCGUCCACAUCCCUGGGAGCCAGCAGACGACCCCGGGCACAGCUGCCCUCAGAGCACAACACGGAAUUCCUCAACGUGCCUGACCAGGGCAUGGCCGGCAUGCAGAGGAAGCGCAGUGUGGGGCAACGGCCAGUGCCUGGUGUGGGCCGACCCAAGCCCCAGCCUCGGACACAUGGCCCCAGGUGCCGGGCGCUGUACCAGUAUGUGGGCCAAGAUGUGGACGAGCUGAGCUUCAAUGUGAACGAGGUCAUCGAGAUCCUCAUGGAAGAUUCCUCGGGCUGGUGGAAGGGCCGGCUUCACGGCCAGGAGGGCCUUUUCCCAGGAAACUACGUGGAGAAGAUCUGAGCUGGGCCCUGGGAUUCCGCCUUCUCUUUUGCCCGCCUGUCUGCCUGCCUGCCUGGUGGGGAGCCAGGCCCUGCCAAUGAGAGCCUCAUUUACCUGGGCUGCAAUGGCCUAAAAGUCCAGUCCUCUGGCCUCCAGUCCUGCCCAGGCCCUGAGUCUGUGAGUCACUGCUGCAGCCCCUACCCCUGGGCCCUGAUCUUCCCCCAACAUCACACCCGCUCCGCUGCCCAUUCUCCACUUCUGCGUGUGUCAAACGGGACUAACAGCAGAAUCUACCUCCCAACUGCCAUGUGAUUCAGAAAUGAGUCUUGAGUCCUGUGCUGUUGGCAAAGUGCCAGGCACAGUUGGGGGGAGGGGUCGUUGACAAGCGUGACUUUGCUCAUUCUGUCAUCACUAAGGCAAUAAAUGUUUGCCAGGUGAAA
Molecule: messenger RNA, 4534 nt
Organism: Macaca mulatta (Rhesus monkey)
Lineage: Eukaryota; Metazoa; Chordata; Mammalia; Primates; Cercopithecidae
Source: RefSeq, a predicted model, not a curated record